CCUUCAUCAUGUGUCGUCACAUAACCCACGUUAGUAAAGAUGUCUGACAGGUGCACGCACAAGUCAACAACAGUGAAGAUUUCUCAGUUUUUAUGUGUUUUGUAUUUAUCAUGGACGCCUGUUCAGACCGAGAUUAGUUCUGCAGUUCUCGAUAAACAAACUGGCCAGCUGUCUCUACAAGAGGGUUUCCGAAACGACUAUGUAGCCUGGGCGAACUUUACCGACGACAUCAAGAACUCAGGCUGGUCAUAUCUGGAAGUGACCACUAGCGGGCGCUAUAAUGAUAGCAUCCAAGCGUACGCUGCCGGGGCCGUUGAAGCUGCAGUCAGCUCCGAGCUGAUCUAUAAGCACUGGAUGAACACACUUAUGGGGUACUGCGGUCCAUUUACAUUUGAGUCAGGAUUCUGUCACAGACUGAAGGAUUACAUCACCACCAACCUACAGUGGGUCAGACAGCAGAUAGAGGAGCAUCCACACUGUCCCUACUGGCACCAGGUGUGGUUGGUGUUGCUGCAGCUGAAAGGUCUGGAAGAUGGCUACAAUGAUCAGCUGUCAUUUCCCAGAGGCCCUUUCACUCUCAACCCCUUCGGCUUCCUACUUUUCCAGAUGGGAGGAGACCUGGUGGAUCUUGAGGGGGCCCUAAACAAGUCUAGCCAAUCACGGACACUGGGCUCUGGCUCCUGCUCCGCCCUCAUCAAGCUAUUGCCUGGCAACAAGGAUCUGCUGGUGUCUCAUGAUACCUGGAACAUCUACCAGGCCAUGCUGCGCAUCCUAAAGAAGUACCAGUUCGCCUACCGUGUCUCUCCUACAGACAGUGAUCCGAUCCCUGGCGGAACCCAGGCCUUCUCCUCCUACCCAGGGCCCAUUUUCUCUGGAGAUGACUUCUACAUCCUUAGCACCGGGCUGGUUACCUUGGAGACCAGCAUCGACAACAGUAACCCCGCCCUCUGGAAAUUUGUUCAACCAACCGGAGCAGUGAUGGAGUGGCUGAGGAACAUCGUAGCCAAUAGGCUGGCUGCAUCCGGCAAGGAGUGGGCAGAGAUUUUCAGCAAACACAACAGCGGAACGUAUAAUAACCAGUGGAUGAUAGUGGACUACAGGCAUUUCACUCCGGGGAUGACAGAGACCAAGGAGCAGCUGUUUACUGUACUGGAGCAGCUCCCUGGGCUGGUUGUUCACUCUGAUAAAACCCAGGAGUUGCUGCAGAAAGGUUACUGGUCCAGUUAUAACAUCCCGUACUAUGAGGAGGUGUUUAAUGCCAGUGGCUGUCGAGAACUGGUUAAACAGUUUGGUCCAUGGUUCUCUUUGGACAUGAACCCUCGAGCCCAGAUCUUCAGAAGGAACCAAUCACAUAUCACAGACAUGGACUCCAUGGUCCGCCUCAUGAGGUAUAAUAACUUUAAGCAGGACCCGUUGUCUUGGUGUGAGGGCUGUGACCCGCCUGCUAAUGGAGAGAACACCAUCUCAGCCCGGUCCGACCUGAACCCGGCUAACGGAACGUAUCCCUUCGGAGCGCUGAAGCAGAGACCACAUGGAGGAACGGAUAUGAAGGUGACGUCCUACGGGCUGUGGCGUGAGUUUGGCUUCCUGGCAGCGAGUGGACCCACUUGGGACCAGGUACCUGCCUUCCAGUGGAGUUCAUCCCCCUACUCAGACCUGAUGCACAUGGGACACCCUGACACCUGGGCGUUUGCACCUGUAAAUGUCACCUGGUAUUCCUAACCCUUCUGAUCUAUCCGCUGCCUUUGACACUGUGAACCAUCAUAUCCUCCUCUCAACCUUCUCAGGGCUGGGCGUCUCUGCACACUCUUGGAUUGCAUCCUACCUGGCAGGCCGCUCCUACCAGGUGACGUGGAGAGGAUCUGUCUGCACCACGUACUCUCACUACUGGUGUUCCCCAGGGCUUGGUUCUAGGUUGAAAACCCUGCUUGUGCCAUCAAACCCCUGCAACUUAUCCAGAACACUGCAGCGCACCUGGUUUUCAACCUUCCGAAGUUCUCUAUUGUCACCCCAGUCCUUCGUACACUCCACUUGCUUCUGGUCAAAGCUCAAAUCCACUUCAAGACCAUGGUGCUUACCUACGGAACAGCAAGAAGAACUUCCCCUCCCUACCUUCAGGGUAUGCUCAAAUAGUACACCCCAACCUGAGAACUCCAUUCUGCCACCUUCCGUUCUAGCUCUGACUACUGAUUUAUUUACUUGAGAAAAAAUGUACAUUCUAUGCCUGUGAUACAGUAUGUGGUUGUCCCACCUAGCUAUCUUAAGAUGAAUGCACUAACUGUAAGUCGCUCUGGAUAAGAGUGUCUGCUAACUGACUAAAAUUGAAAUGUACCCCUUACAUUAACCCUACACGUACAGACCCCUCCGUGUCAGAGAAUAAACUAAGGGGUGAUGGGUUUCAUUUCAGAAGGUAAAUGAUUACAAAAGUAAUGUAAUGUAUUAGGUAUACAGUGCAACAGUAAGCUCAGGGUUAGCAUGUAUAUUUACUGUUCUGUUGUGUGAACAAUCUUGAGAUAAGUGGGUUUUAACUGGGUUUAAAACAUUUUUUAUAAUGUUUUGCUCGUACUGGCUGUCUCAUUGAAUGUGAUGUGAGAUGGGAACACUUUAAAUGGGGUUGGAGUUCCACAAAUGACAAUUAUAGAGGUAGGAAAUUGUACUGGGAAAAAAUGCACUAUUUGUUUGGCCAAGAGAAUGAUUAAAAUAUAUAUAUUUAAUCAAACAGUUUAGUGGAGCCUAUGUGCCUACUUGAAGUAUUCUACCAUUUGAUUCAUGCUGCUAUGACACUGGUCAAUUUGUUCAAUUCAUGUUGACCUUAUUAGACAGUAAUCGCAUAAAAACAUGUAUUACAUUUGUUAGCAUUUGACAGAUGUGCUUUAAUACGGUCAAUGGUUUUUGGAAUUAAUUUUGCUUUGAACUUUAAUUAAUAUCCAUGUCAUGUGUAGCUUAUUUAGAAAUACAAAGCUGGCGUUCUGUAUUUUGGUGUCGUACACUGUUGUCGCUGAUGGCCCAAACUUUUUUAAGCAUUCCUGAAAGCUAACCACAACUGAUUUGAAAGAAGGGGAGGGACAUAGUCAUCACAUGUUCAAAUUCAAUGACAAUGCACGUGGCUCUGCUUUCCUCCAAUCAGAACUCUUUAACUAUACUCUUGUUAUUCUGCUUUAUUACCGUUCUCCGAGCAGCAGGAUAUUAUGAUGGCAACACGAUCGCAGAUUAUUUUAAUUUUAAAAUAAGAGUCCCCCUGCAAAAACGGGCAACAUUUUGGGAAUAUCGUUUGUUUUUAUCACUAGUGCAGUCAACUCUUUCUCACAGAUUUGCCACCACCUUUGAAAAUUAUGGAUAAUUUGACUUUAAUAUUGUAGUAUAUAAAGGACAAUGAAUGAAAGUGCUGCUGGGGAUUUAGACUACAGUUAUCCAUAAAAUAACACCAUAUAAAGAGUCUACAGACCGUACUUAAUGAGUAAUCCCAACCCCACUUUUACCUCGGCACUUAGAAUAGUUUUUCUCUAUAAACCAAUAUUACAUUUUUUGGCAUGUAGUAGUGUGUUGCAUUGCAGUAAGUGGAGUAAAAGUGCUGCUGGGUAUUUAUACCUCAGGACCCCAAGAAAUAACACAAUAUAUAGAUUACAGGCCACAGGAGGCUGCUGAGGGGAGAAUGGCUCAUAAUACGGGCUGGAAUGGCAUCAAACACAUGGAAACCAUGUAUUUGAUACCAUUCCACCUUUCCGCUCCGGUCAUUAACACGAGCCCGUUCUCCCCAAUUAAGGUAUCUCCAACCUCCUGUGUUACAAACCCAAUUGAGUAUGCCCAACCCCACCUUUACUUUGGCAUAUAUCCAUUCACUGUAUUGCAUUGCAGUGAAUGGAAUGGUUGAAGUAGAAAGUUCUGCUGGAUAUUUAGAUCUCAGUCCCCCAAGAAAUAACACCAUAUAUAGAUUCUCUAGACCCUACUGAGUAUUGCCUACUCCACUUUUACCUUGGCACAUAAAAUCGUUUUUUCUAUACAGCCUAAUGUUGUGAACAUACCAAUCUAAACAUUGUAUUUUUUGACAGUGCUCUUAAAAAAAACAAAUAGAAGCAUAUUGGCAAUUAUUUACAUAAAGUCCUUCUUCAUUUGCUUAAGAGCACAAUAAAAAUUCACAUUGAUUCAAA
Molecule: messenger RNA, 4148 nt
Organism: Salvelinus fontinalis (brook trout)
Lineage: Eukaryota; Metazoa; Chordata; Actinopteri; Salmoniformes; Salmonidae
Product: putative phospholipase B-like 2
Exons: 13
Coding region: 40-1722 (560 amino acids)
Biological process (GO): phospholipid catabolic process
Cellular component (GO): extracellular region
Molecular function (GO): glycerophospholipase activity
Source: RefSeq, a predicted model, not a curated record